Messenger RNA from Ectocarpus sp. CCAP 1310/34, 6777 nucleotides. The record is from the annotation of a GenBank genome assembly. NCBI's taxonomy places the organism in Eukaryota, Phaeophyceae, Ectocarpales, Ectocarpaceae.
AUGGAGCAUAUCGGGGUGGGGGACUGCCAAACGCACCAGGUCCUCUGGUGGGACGCGCGAAUCCGCAACUGUGUCAAGGAGGUGGAGCGCAACGGCGGCAGACUAGACACGCACCAGAUCCACCCAGAGAUUUUGAAGCACAUUAGCGAGGGAAAGGCGGCCGGUCUCUACCUCGACUCGGCCGCUGGCCAGGCCUUCGGGAACAGCCUGUUCCUGAGGCAAAACCCACAGUUCGCUCACAACUUCCGCGCAAGCGGCGCAGCAGGUGGAUACCCCCCUGUUUUACCCAACCCAAUCAGCAGCUACGUGGGGCACGUCUCUCCGUCAGCGGCUCCGCUCCCUCCGCGGGGAAGAGUGGCCGGUCAAGCGGCAGCGGCGUACCCGGCUGAUGACAUCCUAGACGUCGGGACCGUCCAUCGCGUCGGCGCGGCUAUGAUCGCCAGGGCUGCUCUCCCGUCGCUGGGGUCUUCGCCUCACCAAGCGGCCCUGAACGCCAACCGGUACGGUGCCGCUGUUCCCGCGCCGCAGAAAAGCCCACCCGGCGGGCACACGCAGCCCCAAGGUUUCGGACCGAACGCCGCGACCGACUCGACGCAGUCGUCCCAGUGGAACACCUACCAACAACAACACGUCCUGCACCCCGGGCGAGGGGAGCAGUACCCCCCCGCGCAGACACGGCCGGAGGUGGCGCGUUUCGAUCAGGGGCCGGCCGCGCCCGCUGUGGCGCCGGGCGAAUCCCGUACCGGAACGAACCGCCGUGCGGAUGCCUGGACCCCGUCGGAGGGCGGUCGCAAGAACAAGGACAAGGGGAAGAAAGAUUGUGUCACGCCGGGAGGACAGCUCAAUGUGCCGCCGCAAGCCACGGAGAUAGGGGUCAACUCCGCCGCGGCGCCGUCACCGGUGCGGCAUGCCGACGCAGCUCUCCGCCAUCAACAAGAGCAACCGGCGACUCACGAGAAAGACCCGUUGAACCAAAAUACCCACCACGUCAGCCCACCGUCGUCCGAGACGAAGGUGGAGCCGGGCACGGCGGCGGCGGCGGCGGCGGCGGCGGCGGCGGUGGCGGCGGCGGCGGCCACAUCCCCGAUUCGGGGUACGGUUGGUGACUUUGGGCAGCGGGAGGCCGUCGGGACGCCACAUGCCGCUGCUCUCGGCGAGCUUGGAGACCGCACGAUCGAGCCCCCCUCGCCUCCACCGCCGAAGCAGCAGCAGCAGCAGCAGCAGCAGCAGCAGCAGCAGCGGCAACCCGAACCCGUGCGAGUGAAGUGGGGGGUGCGGGGAGUUGGCGGCGGUGGCCUUGACAUCUCGAAAGCCGGCGGGGGUAUUGCGAACGACGCGGCUGUGCUGGUCGACGUGCAGACGUACUCGAGUCUCUUCCCCCAACGCGGAAUGGGUGUCUGGCGGGGGCAUGGAUCGGCAGUGGCCCAGGUGCUCAUCGUUGGGGACCACGGGUUCGAGCCAUCGGGACCGCUGGUCUUGCAGGCGGAGGCUGCUGUUUCCAUCGAAACGGCUACCGUCAAGCGUGGCAGCGGCGUGGUUCCUGACAGGGCUCUGUCGAUCAGCCUGGAGAUUCCCACCGUCCAUUCCCUCAAGGGAAUCUUCGAGGUAAAGAAGACGAACGCGUCCGGAAGUCCCCUCAUGGCCGUGUUCCGCAAGCCCGGGGAUUACUGGCUGGUGGACCACCUCUCCAAAGCACGCCUCAGGGUGACGGCAACCAAGCGCUCCGAGGGGGUUCUCCGAGCGAAAGACGGCGCGGCCUCCGCCGCCGCCGCAGCGGCAGAGCCUCGGCCGUCGCCGCCGUCGGAGAACAGCACGGGACGGGACUGUGACGGUGCGGCGAGAGUCUCGAAGCGGCAGCAGGCCGCCGCCCCUGCUCCCUCGUCGCCGGGAGUCGGCGUUGUCCCCGCGGCGACGCGAAAGCUCUCGCCCGGGCCCGACAAAGUGGCUGUCCCGGGCAUGACCCAGCAGAACAAGGAGUCGGCUCGACCCGAGGAACAAGCUACCGGACGCUCGGAGGGGCAGGGGGGGGGCACGUACGCCACGGUAGCAGGAAGCGCCACGAUCCCGUCGCGCGAGAGGACGGUUGGCGGCGGUCGGGCGCUGUUGUCCACCCUUCGGGGGGCGAAUGAGACUCGCCCCCAAGGCGAAGAGAGCGCUAGCAUUGACCGAAGCCCUGCAGAAGGGAGGUUGCCUCUCGCCGUCGCCGUCGGCGAGCCCGCCGCCGGUGGGGCUCUCCCAUCCCCAGGAAACGGCGCCGGCAGGGCUAUAGCGGGUGGUGCAGAUGGCGGGAUAGCAUUUGUCGGCGGUGGCGUUGACGGAGGCGUUGACGGAGGCGAUGGCGGUGGUGGCGGAGGUGCAGGGUUUUCCCUCGACAUAUCGGCGGUUUCUUUCACACCUCGCGAACCCGGCGACGAUGAGAGCAAAGGCGCCCCCGCCACCGUUGUUGGAGACGCCCGCAAGCCAGCGCUGAGCCCCCGGAGCGAAUUUUAUCAGGCAGCAGUGGCCGCCAUCGACGCCAGCGCGCCCGCUCCCGAACCUCAGACUUCGACUCUGUUCCAGGCUGUAAGCGCUGCUACAGCCGGCGACGCGGCCGUGGCCAGCGCCGCUAGGAAGCCGUCGUCUGCCGCCGCGAGCACUCCUCCGAUCCCGCCAAUCGUGGGUAAGCCGCCCGCGGCCAUGUCGGCCCUGUACGAGGCCGCUCUCGCCGCCACUACGGCAUUGUUGCCCCCAGAUGCUGGAACCUCCCGCCCUCAACUUCGCGCUGAAGCUCGCGGCACCGGUUCGGACCAACGGUCCCGACCUCGUGAACUAUUUCCAUCAACAGCAGGUGGUCGGACCCCAACCCCCGCUGCCGUACAGGUAGGCGAACAACAGGCUUCGGCUGCAACCCCCCACCCCGAGACGCGGUCAGCUCCUCCUCCUCCUGCCGUAACAGCGCCUUCUGCAGCACCGCCGCCCGGCCUCACUCCCUGCGGUUGUUGUUCUUCGACUCCUACCGAAAGACACCAACCCACCACCGCCGCGACGGCUGCACCGUCCCCGUCACCAUCACGGUGUCCUCCUUCUUCCUCUACUGUCCGCCAGGGUGGAGCGACCUUCUGUCGUGCGAACCCCGAACCUUCCGUGUCCGCACCCCCCCAAGCGCAUGGGGCGCAGACCACCCGUCAGGGCGUGGCUCCGACUCACGGGUCUGCUCGAGGCGUCACCGCCGCCGCCACUCCCGCCAUCGCGGAUGCCACCGCCCCGGAGACCCUCACGCCGUUCGUUGUUGUCCGCGACGAGCGAAGCAUGUCAGACGCGGUCGGAAUGCUUACGGUUAGGGGGGAGAGCAACAACAAGUCUGAGGCGGGAGACGGGGGGGGUCAAGGAGGAGUAGGAGGAGGAGGAGGAGGAGGAGGAGGAGGAGGAGGAGGAGGCACCGGGCGCCUCAGUAAGGCGCUGGAAGGGACAGGACCGGUGGCGGUUCGCCUUAACGGCACCAACUUGGGCGCGUCGGAUGGCGUGAUCUCGACUAUUCAGGUCGCAACUGGAGCAGCGCCUUCGGUAGUGGUUUUCGACGUGCAGUCCCUGCUCAACACACCUCAGGGCAAGCGGGUCCUCUGCACGGAGCUACGCCCGGUGCUCGAGGAUGCUGACAUCGGCAAGGAGAUGCACGACGCGCACGACCACAUCGUGGCCCUUGCUCGCCUCCUCCAAGGACUGGGUCUACGCCCGCGGAUCAACUCCGUCAUGGACCUGCAGCUGGCGCACGAGGCGCUCUGGGGGGACCCGCUCAACAGCUUCGAGGAUGCUCUCCGGGCCUUCUGCGUGUGCCGGAACCCUCGCCGGAUGUUCUCCAUGGACGGCGAGUGUGACAGUCCGCCGAGCGAGGAGGCCUUGCAGCUGGCGGCGGACGGCGCGGCUCGACUCGGCGAGGCCUGCCAGCUGGCCAGGGUGGCUCUGAUCGCCGCCGGACAGCAAGAGCACCACCGAGACCAGCGACUGAACAACGUUUUCAAAGCCUCUCAGAUGAAGGUCGACUCCGCCACGAACACCAAACGGGAUGGCUGGCGGCGCAUGACGUUCGUCGAUGUGGGGGACGGGAGGGCCGUGGAGGGAGGCGCCAAGACUCUCGCCAGCUACGAACUCCAGAAGGCAAGCAGGGGGUUGGGCAAUUUCCUGUACACUGCGCAGAACAAGAGCGCCAAGGAGCAUGCGGAGAGGCGCCGCGCCUGGAACGAUGACGUGGAGGCGGAAGCGCUAUCGUCGCCAUCCUCUCGAAACGCCCCGGACAAGAAAAAAGGGUCCACCACCGCUAGGCAGGGCCUGUCGGAGCCCGGUUCGUCCCAGCAGAGACGGGGGUACGAGAGGGACGGCAGAAGAAUGCAGGAGACGACAAUCACCUUUGGCACCCUGGACGGCUCUCUGUCCAACGGGGGGACGGGAAGCUCGGAAGUAGGUGACUUGGGCCUCGGGCUUGGCGGCGGAGAGAGCGGAGGAGGGUCCCGCCCUCAUCCCUUGAUUGAUGGCACGUCCCCCCUGGGGAACGGCUAUGAGGACGACGAGGAACAGAGAGAAAGUGUACACAAGACGCGAGCCUUCAAUCGACAACACCGGCGCUUUCGACGCCUCCGAUCGCAGGACUUGCCGUCACCCGCCUCCUACCAAAGAAGGGCCGCCGGCACGAGCCAAGGCGCCUCGAACGGUAGCGGUAGCGGUAGCGGUAGCGGCGGUACCGGCGGCCGUAGGCGUCAGGUUCAGCAGCAGUCGUGGGGUGCUGGUGGAGAGGACGACGUGUUGGAACUACUCAAGCACAUGCCCAAAGUAUUCGUGAACGAUAUCAUGGCCCACAGACGCAAGCCUCCCAAGUACUGCACGUGCCGAGGCAGGGGCAAGGUGUACCUGUGCAAGGACCGCGGCGUGCUAGUGACUCGAUACCACCUCAACUGCGUCGUGGGCAAGCUGGAGCACUUGGGCCUCUUCGGGAGGGACAACAUGGCGGGGUUCGACGGACUGCUGCAUAGGGUGGGGGUGAUGCGGGACAAGGGCGGCAAGAUUUACGGGGUGACGAUUCGCGUGGGCCGAUACGCCAAGGGCAUGGCAGACAUGGUCGACGACCUCCUGUUCAACCACCACGUUGCAAAAAAGCGAGCAUCCCAGGCGCCGGCUUCGAUUCUGGUCCUGGGCAGGCACGGAGCCGGGAAGACGACGCUCGUGCGAGACAUGUGUCGAAAGCUUUCGUCCCACGAGACUGUGGUGAUCGUGGACACGAGGAGCGACAUCGGAGGCGCCGGCGUCGUCCCUCACAGGGGCGCUAUCGGGGAAGAGAGCCGCAGGGUCAUGGUCCCGCAAGGGACGCAGCAGCAUGAGGUUAUCCUCCAAGCCUACCGAAACCACAACCCUCAGACAGUCGUGGUGGACGAGAUUUCCUCCCAGCUGGACGUCGAGGCUUGCAUGGCGGUCAAAUCCCGCGGCGUUCGUAUUGUAGCCGGUGCCGUGGGCGACCUGCCCUUCGUUCUAGACAGCCCGGAAAUCGGCGCGGCCCUCGGAGGAUUGGAGGAUAUACAACGCUCAGCCAAUGGAGAUGACGACAGCGACGACCAAAUGGAACGACGCGCGGGUUCGCCGGUGUUUGAGGCGGUGGUCGAGCUGGAGGGAAGGGCGGGAGGGGUGGCGCCGCAGGGGGCGGUGGUGGCGAACGUGGAGGCUGUGGUGGACGAGCUGCUGGACAAGGGGUGCGUGACGCGUCCCGAGAUGAGGGCGCCUGUGGGUGGAGAUGACGUCAUGCUUGAUGAGGACGCUGGAAAAGAUGCCGCGGGAGGGAUCGGGGGCCAUGGGUGCUGCACCCCCUUCUUGCGCAAAGUUUCACGCGACCAAGCGGACAAGUGGGUGUGGUAGGCCAGCCCUAUCGCAUGGAAAUAGACACAUUUGAGGAGCAAACGAACGCUAACACGACGAGCUGGACAUGCAUGUCGCUUUGGUAGACUGGCCCUAAGGCGUGGAAACACAAAUGUAGAGGAGAGCAUCGAACUACUGUUGCUAUUUGAUCGGGGGGAAAAAACGAUAGGCGACAAGGGUGUUGAACCCCGCGGUUAGUCGCAGACGCACGUUUGGUGAUCGGCAUGGGGAGAAUGGUUGACCUGCACAAGGCGGGGGAGUCUACAAUGUUGCACUGCUACCCACCCAUUUGACGUAUCUACGUUUUGCGAAAGUUGCGAAGGGCGCUAUCGCCACUCCAGGGAGGAGGUGUCGCCGUUGUCCCGAACCUCAGCAACCGCGACCACUCCUGGCGUCUUCUAGCGAUGCCCAUCGCUGCCGAUCGAUGUGUUUCGGGUGAAACUGCCCUGUACUGUAGGGUGUAUGGUGUUUGGUCAACGGAGGCGAGAGGGUUGGUCGUCGCUGAGUCAUGGAGAUGACGAAGUUUACUUCUGGGGGCAAACGACUUGUAGAAUAGGGUUUACACAACAGAAGCGAGCGGCGAUCACACCGCGGGUUGUGUUGUUCUUUUUACUCUGCGGACGGAAUUAUGUUUAUUUACAAUUGGACGAAAAAUUUGCGUUGUGCUAGUAGGACACAGAAUGACAGAAGUGCGGACGCAUGAUAUAUGAUCAAUGCACAACACAGGAAUAGCUCGAUCUCCGAAACGGGGGCACACAAAUCGGAGAUUGAAUAAUGGAAUUUUUUCAAUCACCUUUGUUAUGGGAAGGUACAGUUGCCAUGAUCUGGGCCGGCGUGGCAAGGACCUACGUUGUUCGUUGCAUGCAUCAGGUGUACCAGUAGAAAUGUAGAGAGUGUAAG